UUGUACUUCUAAACUGCAAGUGCUUGGAAGUUUCAGACUUUGCAUGGCUAAGCGUUUAUUUAGCAUUUAAUGUUUAUAUAUUUAUACUCGGUUAAUUUGAGCUAACAAUAUAAGUUUUGUGAUAUCUGCGUAUAUUUAUAUAAAAAAAGAAUGCACAUUAGCUAACUCUACGAGUAACUCUAGAAGAAGGCAGAGCUGCGCAUUGUGCUGUGAGAAUGCAGUGUGUGUUGCUGAGUGCAGACGGAACCCGGGUCGAGCUGCCCGACGGUCGGGCUCAGAUUUUGGGUCGCGGUCCUGAGUCUGGAGUGAAGGAUAAAAAGUGUUCGAGACAGCAAGUGAAGCUUGUAGCUGAUUACGCCAACCAAGAGGUUCUCGUGACUCAGCUUGGUCCAAACCCAUCUUCUGUGGAUGGGCAGGAUUUGGGUCGUGGCGAGUCUGGACACCUGAGCACAAACGGCACGCUCUGCCUUGUGAACCAGAGUUACCCAUUCACUGUGCAGUUCUCUGGCUCAGCUAACGGAGCUGCUUCAACAUCUUCCUCACACCAGACGAAGGGGAAACGAGCAGACGAUAAAGAAAGCAAGCAGAAAGCUUCGGAUAGUAACAGCAAGAAAGUUCAGCCAAAGCGAAACAUCCAGGAUUUCUUUAUUUCUUCACCUAAAAAGUCAAGAAAAAGAGCCCUCGAUUCUGAAGACAGCGCAACUGAAGCUAAACGCGGGCGCGCUGAGAAACCUGACGAGGAUGAAGAGAUGGUGGAGGAGAAGCUCAGACAGCUGAAGCAACUUGCAGAAGGCACAAGCACACAGCAGUCACCAUCAAAAGCCUCUGCGUCUGCACCGCCCGCCUGCUCGAACAGUCACUGGCAGCAGAUUGGCAAUCUCAUGCUCUACACUGCAGCAGGGGUCACUGCACGUGCCAAGAUUGCAGGGUUUGACAUUGACGGCUGCAUUAUCACUACAAAGUCAGGGAAAGUCUUUCCCACCAGCCCGGAUGACUGGAAGAUCCUUUUCUCAGAGAUAAAGCCCAAACUGACCGGUCUGUUAAAAGAAGGGUUCAAGGUGGUGUUUUUUACCAAUCAAAUGGGAAUCGCUCGAGGCAAGCUCAGACCGGAAGUGUUCAAGUCCAAAGUUGAGGAUAUCCUCCAGACAUUAAAUUUACCUGUACAGGUAUUUGUCGCAGCGGGUCCUGGGAUUUACAGGAAGCCAGUCACAGGAAUGUGGGAACACUUGUGUGAGAAGGCAAAUGAUGGAGUAACUGUGGAUAAAUCACAGUGUGUCUAUGUUGGAGAUGCAGCAGGUCGUCCAGCAAACUGGGCUCCGGGGAAAAAGAAAAAGGACUUCUCCUGUAGUGACAGACUGUUUGCACUUAACAUUGGUGUACAGUUUCAAACUCCAGAGGAAUUCUUCCUGGGAUGGAAAGCUGCUCCCUUCGACAUGCCGGCGUUUGAUCCGAGGGGAUUAGACUCAAAGGCACGUCUUUAUGAUCCACCCAACGCCUCGCUCACUUCUCCCAGCCAGGAAGUCAUUGUUGCUGUCGGAUUCCCUGGAGCUGGCAAAUCCACUUUUUUUCAAUCUCACAUUCUUCCCAAGGGGUAUGUGUAUGUGAACAGGGACACACUGGGGUCAUGGCAGAACUGCGUGUCAGCAUGCGAACGUGCUCUAAAGGAAGGACGAAGCGUAGCCGUGGACAACACCAAUCCUGACCCAGAGUCCCGAAAGCGGUAUGUGGAUGUCAGUAAGAGCGCUGGAGUUCCCUGCCGAUGCUUUAACUUCACUGCUUCCUUCGAACAAGCCAAGCACAAUAACAGGUUCCGAGAGAUGGUUCCUUUAGCCACCAAGCAUGCUUCUGUCAACGACAUGGUCUUCCACAGCUACAAGAAGAAAUUUGUGGCUCCUUCUCUGUCAGAAGGCUUCUCUGAAAUCCUGCAGAUUCACUUCAUUCCCAGUUUUACUGACAGUCGGUCUGAGGGGCUUUUCAGGCAGUUCUCAGAGGGCUGAACCAAGAAUAUGAUGACUGAAUAGAAGUGGAAUCGUAUAUGAAGGCUGAAAAGGAGACUUUCAUUAGCCAAAGAUUCAUUAGCCUUAGUCCCAUUA
Molecule: messenger RNA, 2093 nt
Organism: Clarias gariepinus (North African catfish)
Lineage: Eukaryota; Metazoa; Chordata; Actinopteri; Siluriformes; Clariidae
Gene: pnkp
Product: polynucleotide kinase 3'-phosphatase
Exons: 17
Coding region: 216-1997 (593 amino acids)
Biological process (GO): DNA repair
Cellular component (GO): nucleus
Molecular function (GO): double-stranded DNA binding; protein binding; ATP-dependent polydeoxyribonucleotide 5'-hydroxyl-kinase activity
Source: RefSeq, a predicted model, not a curated record